ACACUAAUGAUGACUCUAUAAGACACAGUACCAGUAUCUGCAUUAGAGAGCCACUAUACCUUUGAUCCUGGCAUGGAGGACGCGACGGAGGUGCGCACGGAUGGGAACUCUCUACUCAAGGCCGUGUUCCUGAGUCGACUGCGUCUGACACGCCUGCUGCUGGAGGGAGGGGCUUACAUYAACGAGAGCAACGAGCGCGGUGAGACGCCCCUCAUGGUGGCGUGCCGGACACGCCACACGGACGCACAGAGCGUGCCCAAACACAAGAUGGUUCGGUACUUGCUGGAGAGUGGUGCUGACCCAAACAUCCAGGAUAAGGCCGGUAAGACGGCCCUGAUGCAUGCGUGUCUGGAGCAGGCCGGAGUGGACGUCCUCUCUCUGCUGCUGGGGAGUGGAGCCGACCCCAGUCUGAAUGACCACUCUGGCUCCUCAGCUUUGGUCUAUGCUGUCAAUGCAGGGGACAAGGAGGCCCUGAGAGGCCUACUGGAUGCCUGCAAGGCCAAGGGCAAGGAGGUCAUCAUCAUCACYACGGACAAGCUACCUUCGGGAUGCCAGAUGACCAAGCAGUACUUGAACGUGCCUCCACCGCCCGACCUGGAAGAGCGCAUGCACUGCACCCCUGGCUCGGCCACCUGCUGCAUGUCCCCCUCAGACAUACAGCUCCGCACCCCUCCUCAGGGCUCCCCCGGUGGUGGAAGGGGAACCACCAUCUCUGGUUCUACUGGUUCUGGUUCUUCUCAGCCGGGCUCCCCAACCAGGGACCCUAGCCUGUUACGAGGCCCCAGUCCUGGGGUGGUGAAGCUGCUCCAUGUCCAGCGGCUCCACUCGGAGCCCUGGCUGAAGAUCCCUCCAUCCCUGCUGCUGCAGCAGAGCAAGGCCUCUAGCCUAACCGAGGAGCUGCUGGACAUCACCCCAGAGGAGGAGCUCUCCUUCUGGGUCAACAGCUUGGCCUUCUCUGGGUCCGGAAGGGCAGGGCCCGGGGUACAUCCGACCCUCGCCCGUCACCAGAGCAUCGACGCCAACGAUGCCACGGGGCUGCUAAGGGCCCUGGAGCAGGUUGCUGGGAGCGAGGGAGGUGGUGGAGGACGAAGGAGAGGCCUGAGUAGGAAGAUGUCUUACGACAGCGCUGCAUCUUCUUCCCACCCCAACCUCUUGCACCGGGGGGACGGAGGAGGCUGCCCCAACUGUCCCUGUGGCGGCCAUGAACCAGUCCUCCCAGUGGACAAAACCUCCCUAGACUGCUGCCUCCCUAACCUGGCCGUGUCCAGCCUAAGGAAUGUAGUCCGCCGCCGAAACAUCGGCAUGGACCACUAUAGUUCUGACUCCCAGCUGCCCCAGUUCGGCCACAGCAGCCACCCAGAGUGUAAUGAAUCCUACAGAGGCAUAGGGGGUGGUUUAGGGGGAACUGAGAAGCGUAAGCUGGUCACCAGCCGGUCAUCCACCCUGUCAGGCUCCAGGGAGUCCCUGGAGAGCACUGCCCAGAGAAGGGGACCCGCAAACCUGGAGAGAAGAGGCUCGGGGGCCCUGCUCCUGGAUCACAUCUCCCACACCCGGCCGGGAUACCUGCCUCCUAUUAACCCCCACGCACCCAUACCCGACAUCGGGGUCAGCCCCACCUCAACCUGCCCCAGCCUGAGUGGGAGCACCAAAGCACUGAAUCUGAAUGGGGGUGUUGUAGCAGGGCCGGGGUCAAAGCCUCUCGUCCCCUGUGCACCUUCCUUCCACAGGGAUCUGAAGUUUAAGACAUUGCUGAGAAGACACUCCAUGCAGACUGAGCAGAUUAAACAGCUUGUCAACUUCGAGGAGCUCUUCAGCCACUAAGACGAACAAUGCUAGCCCGGUCCCAGGUUUGUUCGUGCCGUCUUGCGAACCCCAGGCCUAUAGUCAUUGUUACGCCUUGGCAAAACUGCACAAACAGUUUUGGGACCAGACUAGAACGCUGCAUUUUCUUUGUGUGUCUGACUACUAUGUGCCUCGCUUCCUAUAUCAAGCUCUGUUGCUGCUGUGUGACCAUAACAUUGUUAACAAAGAACUUGUGCCUUCUUACUAGAAGUGUAUUAUUGCUCCUCCCAGCUUUUUCAAUGUGCUUAAUUACACUUCCUUUGACAACCAGACUUGUAAUUCCAUCAARCUCAGGAAGGAAUAGAGGAAUUACGAUCGGCGCAACAGAACCAUCGGUAACACAACAGCUCUUCUUUGAUCAAUUGAUACAUUCAUAUCCGUUUGAAGUCUGAGAGCAGAAAUCUCGUGGUACUCCUCCUCGGGACAUCUAACAACAGACAGAGAUGCUUUUAACACAUGGAAUGAACUGGGAUGAAGGAAUCUGAGGCCUUGAAUCCUAUAAGGACAAAAUAAUUUACUCUUCAAAGGGAAGGGGGAGUGAGUCAUUCUCUGACUAAAUCAAUGACUGCGGAAAGCAAUGGAUUGGCAACACAGCACAAACACAUCUGGGACUCAGGCUAACUCCUCUGACUGUGGAAGAUCUAAGUCACUAAGGAAAAUAUUAAUAUGUGUCAGUGGGAAAAACGAAACACCAAAAMAUUUAAAUAAGACAGUCAAGAUUCUUGAACACGAGCAUUAUUUGCUGAGUAUWUAUUCAACGCUGCUGUUUUGUACACCUUUUGACGAGCUAGGUGUUGUAUUGCCUUUCACUUGUUCUGUUGUGCUCCUUCACUGCUAAUAAACUGCUUUUACGGCC
Messenger RNA from Salvelinus sp. IW2-2015, 2698 nucleotides. Lineage: Eukaryota; Metazoa; Chordata; Actinopteri; Salmoniformes; Salmonidae. The record is from RefSeq and is a predicted model, not a curated record.